AUGCGCACUUUUCCUCUCCUGCCGCCUUCGCUGGUGGCCUUACUCACUACAUCUCUUCUUUCCAGCAAUGCAGAAGCGAGGAGAAUCCUCUGGAGCAAGAAGUCGUUGGUAGGCUCGGGUUCCGAUCCCAGCUCGGUGGGUAACUACGCCGCCGGCAACAAUCUGAUGUUGAAGAUGGGAAACUUCAGCUUUGACACUCCUGGCGCCCAAUGUUCUUGGGACGACGUCUCGGAGCCCAUCAUCAUCUUUCCGCAAGCAGAAGGCAAUCGGACAUACAUUGCCCUGGGCAUGCAGCUUUCCAUUAACCUCACCUCCCUCGAUCCUCUCACCAUCAUGUCAGCGUCCAAGCUCUACGUCUCAUACAUCCAGUCGGGCCUGCGCGUACGAUCGGCCGACAACCCAAUGCUGAUCUCUGACGUCAACCCGCUCGUGCCAUUUCAGAUGUCAGGCCCGAGUAAUAACCAGCCGGUAGUGCUCGUCACGCUGCUCUAUGUACAACCGCACCCGCUGGUCAUCGACGACAAAUUCAACUUGGCCUUCACAGGGAUAGCUUCGGACGCUUCCCAGCGUCAAAAUUUCCAGUUUGAUGACUUCUGCCAAAGCGCAGCAAUCACCAGUCUGCAAGCCUCCACUUGGGUGGUCAUCAACGAUACCACCAACGGAGAAGUCAGUGGUGGACGAGGUGGUGUAGGAGGGGGAGGGGGAGGGGUUUCAACACCAGGCCUACUACCAACUCCAACCCCAAAACCCACUCCGCUACCCGGCAACGGAACAGUGGGAGGAGUCGGCGGUGGGACAGGCGGCAGCGGCCAGCGCGUCACCACCAUCUUGACCACCGACGCGAACGGCGCGCCGCUUGCCAUCACGUCCACGCUAUCCGGCAGCUCAGGCGGCGGCGGAGGAAGCGGAGCCGGAGGCGGACAGGCCGAUGGGACCACCAUCAGCGCGACCAACGCCGCCGGCCAACCCACACUCAUCACCUCAACCCUUACUCCUGGCAGCGGUGCCGGGUCUGGCGGCGUAGGAGGCGCGUCGGUAACCCUCAUCAACACCAUUGAUGCCGCCGGCUUGCCCACAGUGAUCACGUCAACCCUCGCUUCCGGCGGCAGUGGCGCCGGCAGCGGUGCCGCCAACGGAGGCGGCUCUCAACCAGCCGUCACGACAAUCUCCACGACCGACGCAAACGGCAACCCCAUCUUGAUAACUUCCGCCCUCCCUCCGGGCGCUGGUUCUGGUUCUGAGACUCCAAUCACUCCCGGCGGAACCCCAACAAUAAUUACCACCACCGAUGCUUUCGGCUCCCCAAUAGCGAUUGUCACCACCCUCCCGGCCGGCGUGUCCCCACUGCCGGGCGCGGGCAGCGGCAAUGCAGGAAGGAACGUUACAACACCAAUAGCCACACCUCGUCCUGGCGGCAGCAAGCCGGUGGCGACCAUCAUCCAAGAAGUGACGGUCACCAUCUCCGAGAACCCGUCCAGCGUGUUUACUUCUACCAUCACCUUUGUGUCGACCAUCUUGGCGCCUGCGUCGAGCGAGUGCGGGGUUGGCGGUAUUGGUGCUGGUACGGGCGCGACGGUCACGGCCACGGUGACGGUGGAUCUCAACGGUGUACCGGUCGGCACGACGUUACCUUUGGGGUCAGGGUCGGGAUCCGGAGCGUCCGGGGGCAGUCAAGGCGGUGAUGGUGGUGGAGGAGGAAAGGGAGGGGGCAGUGGUGAUGCUACUCCUAGUCCCACGCCUAAUCCUUCUCUGGGUGUGGGGGGUGGUUCCGGUGGUGGAACAAGGACGGGUGCUACUGGGGGAGGUGCUGGUGCUGGCGGGGGCAGGGGAGGGGCGAGUGGGACGGCAACUGCAACUCCCGGCCCUGGAGGAUCACAGGGAGGUGGGACCGGUGGUUCAGGAGGAGGCAGUGGGAAGGCUACUCCGACUUCCGGCUCUGGGGGCUUACAAGGGAAUGGAGGUGAGGGUGGCUCUGGUACUGGUUCUGGCGGUGGAGGUUCCAAUGGUGAUGGAGGUUCCGGUGGCCAUGGUGGGGCCGGUGGUGAAGGGGAAUCAAAUGGUGGAACAGGCGGCUGCACUGGGUCUGGAGAUAACACUGGAGGGGGUUGUUCGGGCGGCGGCUCUGGCGGCAACGGUUCAAAAACCGGAAGCGGAGCCAACACGCCCUCCCCGACGCCGACUCCCACACCAGGUGAUGGCCCCUGCGGCCUCUGCGGCGGUCGCAUUGGAACGAGUCCGAUCACGCCUGGCACGCCGACUGCAACUGGUUCUAGGGAGCCAAGCGAGACUCUCACCAAGCUGACGGUCAUCUACCCCAUCCCGUCUUGCGAAGCAUGCUCAAAGAACGGCGCCAAGACUGACUCCGCGGCGCUUGGAACGGCUACACCAGGGAGUCUGGCGGCGGUCUCCCAUCCCGUUGUCGAGGCUGGAGCGGUCAAGGAUAAUCCGCCCGGAGUACUCCCAGCUCUGCUGCUUGGUGGUGUAGCAUUCAUUUUCAUUGUUUUCUUGUGA
Messenger RNA from Parathielavia appendiculata, 2511 nucleotides. RefSeq lists its product as uncharacterized. NCBI's taxonomy places the organism in Eukaryota, Fungi, Ascomycota, Sordariomycetes, Sordariales, Chaetomiaceae. The coding region runs from base 1 to 2511 and encodes 836 amino acids. The transcript is spliced from 2 exons. The record is from RefSeq and is a predicted model, not a curated record.